Fusarium poae is the source of this 3024-nucleotide messenger RNA. RefSeq lists its product as uncharacterized. Lineage: Eukaryota; Fungi; Ascomycota; Sordariomycetes; Hypocreales; Nectriaceae. The record is from RefSeq and is a predicted model, not a curated record. The transcript is spliced from 8 exons. The coding region runs from base 1 to 3024 and encodes 1007 amino acids.
AUGAGUUCAUCCGAAAUUACAAAUUUUACGAAGGAGCAGCUCUCCGGACUUUUCAAGCCACCUUAUACUUAUAAAGAGGCUAAAGACUCUACCGGACAUGCUGAUAAUGAGCCUAUUGACAAUCUCCAAGACGAAGACGUAGUAGACACUGCCGAGCAUGAAUCCGUCGUCUUUGGCGUUAAACUCCGAAACAUUCAUGGUGUUGAGAUUCCUGCCACAGACCAUGAGACGUGGAGUGUGAAAGCCUCUGAUGGAACGUGGGGUAUCUUCAAGAAGAAAAAGGAAGUAAAAUUAACAUUCGGACGCAUCAUAGCACUAGCAGGUGACUUUUACAGCACCCAUGCAGACGAUAACAGAACCCCUGUCUGUGGCGCCUUUUUCGCUGAAAGUCCCAGUCUCAGCACACCUGAGGGCUGGAAUGCCGCUGUUAUCCGCUUCAGGAGCGCUGUGCAAAGUCUCAAGGAUGAUACUGACAGAAACCUCAUCGGUAUCGGGGACCUAAUUGACAAAGAAAAAAAGGGCACUGAUGAAGCAGAAAAGGAGAUAAAGGAUGGCGAGAACAAGGGAGACUUACAUACAAUUGCAAACGCCUACCAUGACCAUGGCUGUGGUAUUCCGACCAACAAAGCUUGGAUUGAGGCUACUAUUGGGCUCAACAACCCCAAGUCAAGUCUGUAUGCAUGGCUGUCCUACAUCAACGCGGACCACUUUGGCGACGAUGCGCUUACGGCCUACAAGGUCGGCCACUCGGAAGCAAUGAGGCUCGCUAAAGAAGCAGGUGCCAAGACGUCGAAUACUGACAAGGCGAAUGGGCUGCAAGAUGCUUAUAUGCAUGAAGCUUUUUGUCUUCAUUAUCUCACCGAUGCUUUCUCUUCCGGCCAUAUAAGAGCACCAAGACGUCAGAUACACAACGUCAACUAUGACGAGCAAAGCAUCGCUGCUACUUCCGCAAUCCUCGGCAAGGAGACCCCGAUCUGGGAUUUCCAGGCAAACUACAUGCAUGACAACGAUUCAGAUACCGGACUUCUUGUUCAGAAUCAACUUGGCCAGCAGUGGCUUUGUUACGGCGACAAACAAUUCAAAGAAUCUUGGGAUAUUGUGAAUCGAGCUCGAAUUAUGAACUGCAUCCAAGCAUCAGUGGACGAAUUGUACCAAGACGCCUUUACCAACCAAAACGUCAAGACCCCAUCAGACUUCAACGCUGUGAAGCAAAUCCCCGUACCUAUGCUAGCAGCUGGAAAAGGCCCGUCCACAAGCUGGAAAUCCCAAUGGGGAGGCUACGAUAUUCAUAACCCUGCUCCCCUGUGGCAGGUCAACUCCGAAGAUGACAAGACAGCGUGGACAGUUCGUUCCAACGUGAAUGACCACUCUGUUUUUAGCAGGAAGCCUGGAACUCUCAAGAAUACUUCAACCAGCAGUUGGAAUCCAUUCUCAGUUGAUGCGAGCAAAGAAUGCUACGAUGCACGAGACAGUGACUUCCGGACCAAAGGUUCAGCGCCUUUAGCGCGACCUAUUAAUGGUCUCGUCAGUGGAGGCUUCAUCCAGAUUCAGGAUCUCGCUCCUGGACCAUCCCACUUCCAAACAUGCGUCAACUUUUGGGGACCUGUUGUAGUCGGCAUCCACGAUCGAGAAGGAAAUGUGGAAGACAAAGACACUUUCACACUGCGGAACCGUAUUGUUGACUUUGACAGAUACGACGACAGAGGUACUGUUCAGCCUCUUCAGUGUGUCAAGUGGCAUGACAAAGACGGGUUGGUCAUUUACCGUCUCAUGUUACAGCAAGGCUCAGGUAAAAAGACGCUUGCGCUCUCUGGCUGGAGAGUCAAGGACACGUCAGCAUCUUCAGGAAAGGAUCAGGUCACGUUUUCUCCUGAUCAAUCUUGGGCCUUUGAAGCAACUAGUCUCUUUAAAGACUCCUCGAUCACCGAAUUAUCUUCAUCUCCGAAUUUAAUUCGAGCGCUUACAGGAAACUUCAAAGCUCAAGCCAGUAUGAGCCUGGCCAUCCUCAAGUUUGAGAACAACAAUCCCGUCCAAAUUAAUCUCGUUGCAAACGACGGUACCCUCGAGUCAAACACAACUGCAACGGACGCCAAGGGAGUUUACAACUUUGUCAAGACAUUGAAAAAUGGUGACUCAGACCGUGUUCUGUUGUCAUCGUUCGAGAAGGGUGACUCUGACACUACGACAAUAUCACUCGAUGUGAUGGAUCUCACUGGUGAUGCACCUACUAUCACGAAACAUGAGGCCAGCAUCACCGUAUCUCCUCACUCAUCCCAGAUUGUUCUUGUUGGCGAUCUACAAAAGACUGGAAAGGAUCAGAUCGUUGCACUUUUCGAUAGUCCCGAUAAUCUCACUACCAUCGUGUAUGACUACACUUCGAACGGCAUCACUGAAACCACUCAGAAACGUUCACCACAGACAUUGUCAAGCUUUCCUCUCAUCAAGCCGUUCUUCAGCGCACUCGUUCCCUCUGAGGACCGUGCCUCGCCCAACAAUAUCUCGAUCCUUCAGGUCUCACUCCACGAGUACAACCAAAAGCCUCAUUUCAUCUUCCGCUUGACAGACACUGUCAGCUGGACCACGAAGACAUCAACACCGGUUGAGGACAGGCUCGCCUCUGACCCUCAUUAUUUCCACUUAAAAUGGAUUCGUUGUUCCAGAAAGUCAGACUUUGAUCUCAAUACAUCUAAUGCCAUUCUUGAGGUAUUCUCCUUCUAUGGUGUGCUUGGUAUCAGACUCUUUGCUCCCAUCAGCGAGAAGAAUCUGGCCAACUAUCAAGAGAUUGGUAUGCUACAAUAUAUGGGACAGACAAGCAUUGGAACCGGGUUGGGAUGUGAAGGGGAUUGGGGUAGUGGUAUCCUCACUUGGGGGGCCGAGAAGAAUGAUUUUGUCGACUUUGAAGCUUUCAAGCCCGAUGCUAGCGGAAGUCCUGGAAAGGGAAAUUGGGGGAUGUCGGCUGCUAACAUUGAUAGACCUCUUGUCAAGGGAUGGGACGUCGAGGCUCGGCCAGGUUACAAAACUUAG